Oreochromis niloticus (Nile tilapia) is the source of this 9833-nucleotide messenger RNA. It is a transcript of the gene cacna1da, whose product is annotated as calcium channel, voltage-dependent, L type, alpha 1D subunit, a. The transcript is spliced from 50 exons. Bases 844 to 6921 code for a protein of 2025 amino acids. The record is from RefSeq and is a predicted model, not a curated record. Gene Ontology annotation, molecular function: high voltage-gated calcium channel activity. Lineage: Eukaryota; Metazoa; Chordata; Actinopteri; Cichliformes; Cichlidae. Gene Ontology annotation, cellular component: membrane; voltage-gated calcium channel complex. Gene Ontology annotation, biological process: calcium ion import across plasma membrane.
AAGUGUGCAGAACCAUGAGUCGGAGGCAGGAGGAGGAGAGCUCGCUCUCAGUUGGACACUGGUUUCACUGUUGACUGGCUCCGUGACGAUAAGCAGGCAGCAGACGAGGAUGCUCUGUUGUCUGGUGCGCACUCUCCUGUCUCCAGCUCACCACAAUCACCAUGGAAGAGCCUAAUUAAUGCACAGCCUCUCAGUGUCUCUCCCACUCCCGGAGUUGAUGAUUUUUAGAGCGCCGUUAGAGACGGGACCUGCGUUUUUCGCCCUCCGAAGCUCCGGACUCGGCUAUCCAUCCGAGAGGACCGCGGCUGAAUUAUAAAGUCUUCAGAAAAGAGGCAAAUUAUGCCAGCAGCAUCAGAGUCGGACGCCCUGGUGACUUGCCACCUCAUUGGUCAGACUACUCUGCCCUCCUAUAGUCUCCUGGUCUACCCUGGCAGAUCCAUGCUGCUGGAUGCUCCUCACAGAGCCACGCCCGCACCAUGAGCGCCAACGGGCCUGCCCCAGACCCAGCCCCUACCACCCAGAAGCCCCUCCCACCUCAACAACCGCCCCUGCUCCGGGUCCGGCCCGGCCCCGGCCUCAGCCCCAGCGCCGGCUCCCACGGCACCACCUGCUCCCCCCGCUCCACCUGCCCCAACAUCCUCUACCAUCCCGGUAGGUGCGUUGGCACAGAAGAAGCGGCAGCAGUAUGCCAAAAGCAAGAAACAGGGCAGUAAUGCCAACAGUCGGCCACCGAGGGCUCUGUUCUGUCUCAACCUCAACAACCCUAUACGCAGGGCCUGCAUCAGCCUGGUGGAGUGGAAGCCAUUUGAUAUCUUUAUAUUAAUUGCUAUUUUUGCCAACUGUAUGGCCUUAGCUGUUUAUGUCCCUUUCCCUGAAGACGAUUCCAACUCCACUAACCAUGACCUGGAAACAGUUGAGUAUGCCUUCCUCAUCAUUUUCACAAUUGAGACUUUUCUGAAGAUUAUCGCUUAUGGCUUGGUGAUGCACCAGAAUGCGUAUGUGAGAAACGGCUGGAACAUGCUGGAUUUCGUCAUUGUGGUGAUUGGACUCUUCAGUGUUGCAUUGGAGCUUUUGACCAAAGAAGAAAAGGGAGAAGUUGAAGGAGAUGCCCAUGCAUCAAUGCAUGGGCACGGGGGUAAGCCAGGUGGAUUUGAUGUUAAAGCCCUUCGAGCCUUCCGUGUGCUGCGCCCCCUGCGGCUGGUCUCAGGAGUACCCAGUUUACAGGUGGUGUUGAACUCCAUCAUUAAAGCCAUGGUCCCUCUCCUGCACAUUGCCCUCCUGGUCUUGUUUGUCAUUAUCAUCUAUGCUAUUAUCGGCCUGGAGCUGUUCAUUGGUAAAAUGCAUGCAACCUGCUAUUUCCCCGGUUCAGAUAUGAUAGCAGAAGAGGAGCCAGCUCCAUGUGCGAUCUCAGGGCAUGGGCGCCAGUGCCCCAUCAACGGCACAGAGUGCAGGGAAGGCUGGCAAGGUCCCAACGGUGGCAUCACCAACUUUGACAACUUUCUGUUUGCCAUGCUGACGGUGUUUCAGUGUAUCACCAUGGAGGGCUGGACUGACGUGCUGUACUGGAUGAACGAUGCCAUGGGCUUUGAGCUUCCAUGGGUGUACUUUGUCAGUCUUGUGAUCUUCGGCUCCUUUUUCGUUCUUAACCUGGUUUUGGGUGUGUUGAGCGGAGAGUUCUCCAAGGAGAGGGAAAAGGCCAAAGCUCGCGGAGACUUCCAGAAGCUGCGUGAAAAGCAACAGCUGGAGGAGGAUCUGAAGGGUUACCUGGACUGGAUCACUCAGGCUGAAGACAUUGACCCUGACAAUGAGGACGAGGCAGAUGAGGAGAGCAAGCGUAACCGGGUGACUCUGGCUGACCUUACUGAGAAGAAGAAAGGAAGGUUUGGGUGGUUCAGCCAGUCGUCCGACACUCAUGCAAGCGUUCCAGCCAGUGAAACAGAGUCUGUGAACACCGAGAAUCAGAACGGGGAGGAUGAAAAGACGCCAUGCUGCGGACCUCUGUGUCAAAAGAUUUCAAAGUCAAAGUUCAGUCGGCGCUGGCGCCGAUGGAACAGAUUCUGCCGCAGGAAGUGCCGUUUGGCUGUCAAGUCAGUGCCUUUCUAUUGGCUGGUCAUCAUCCUUGUGUUCCUCAACACCCUGACCAUAUCAUCAGAACAUUACAACCAGCCUCUGUGGCUGACACAGGUGCAAGAUGUGGCCAACAAGGUGCUGCUGGCCCUGUUCACAUGUGAAAUGUUGGUAAAGAUGUACAGUCUUGGGCUGCAGGCUUAUUUUGUGUCACUCUUCAACCGCUUUGACUGCUUUGUUGUGUGCGGAGGAAUCACUGAAACCAUUCUGGUGGAGCUGGAAAUCAUGUCUCCGCUCGGUAUCUCUGUGUUCCGCUGCGUGCGCCUGCUGAGGAUUUUCAAGGUCACACGACACUGGCAGUCUCUGAGUAACCUGGUGGCAUCGCUGCUCAACUCCAUGAAGUCCAUUGCUUCCCUGCUUCUGCUGCUCUUCCUCUUCAUUAUCAUCUUCUCCCUGCUCGGCAUGCAGGUGUUUGGUGGAAAAUUCAACUUUGACGAAACUCAGACAAAAAGGAGCACCUUCGACAACUUUCCCCAGGCCCUGCUCACUGUGUUUCAGAUCCUGACUGGAGAAGACUGGAAUGCUGUAAUGUAUGAUGGGAUCAUGGCGUAUGGUGGCCCUUCCUCCUCUGGAAUGAUUGUGUGCUUUUACUUCAUCAUCCUAUUCAUCUGUGGAAACUAUAUCCUCUUGAAUGUCUUCUUGGCUAUCGCUGUGGACAACUUGGCAGAUGCAGAAUCUCUCAACACAGAUGAAGGAGACAAAAAAGGGGACAAAAAAGAUGAUGAUAAAGAUGACAAGGAUGAGGAUGAGGACAAUGACGACACUGCAGCGGAGGAGGAGGACCCUGAAGUCCCAUCGGGGCCUCGGCCGGUCAUCUCCGACCUGGUAAAGAAGGAGAAGAUCACUCCUAUCCCAGAGGGAAGUGCCUUCUUCAUCUUCAGCAACACAAACCCGGUUCGUGUGUUUUGCCACAGACUCAUUAAUCAUCACAUUUUCACCAACCUCAUCCUGGUGUUCAUCAUGCUCAGCUCCGUCUCACUCGCUGCUGAGGAUCCAAUCCGAAACUUCUCAGCUCGCAAUAUUAUACUUGGUUACUUUGACUAUGCUUUCACGGCUAUCUUUACUGUUGAGAUCGUUUUGAAGGUCCUAGGCUAUGCAGAUUAUGUCUUCACUAGUAUGUUUACAUUUGAGAUCGUAUUGAAGAUGACGACAUAUGGAGCUUUUCUUCAUAAAGGAGCAUUCUGCAGGAAUUACUUCAACCUUCUGGACCUGCUGGUGGUGGGAGUCUCCCUCGUUUCCUUUGGCAUUCAGUCUUCUGCCAUCUCUGUGGUGAAGAUUCUCAGGGUCCUUCGAGUACUUCGACCCCUGAGGGCCAUCAAUAGAGCCAAAGGCCUGAAGCACGUUGUGCAGUGUGUGUUUGUGGCCAUCAGAACCAUCGGUAACAUCAUGAUCGUCACCACGCUGCUUCAGUUCAUGUUCGCCUGUAUAGGCGUGCAGCUGUUCAAGGGAAAAUUCUAUCGCUGCACAGAUGAAGCUAAGUCCAGCCCAGUAGAGUGCAAGGGCACCUACAUCCUGUACAAAGAUGGAGACGUGAACCAGCCAACUGUCCACAAACGGGUGUGGCACAACAGUGACUUCAACUUUGACAACGUCCUCAUGGCCAUGAUGGCUCUGUUCACUGUGUCCACCUUUGAAGGCUGGCCUGCGUUAUUGUACAAGGCCAUUGACUCCAACAGGGAAAACCUCGGUCCCAUUUACAACUACCGCGUGGAGAUUUCCAUCUUCUUCAUCAUCUACAUCAUCAUCAUCGCCUUUUUCAUGAUGAACAUCUUUGUAGGUUUUGUGAUCGUCACAUUUCAGGAACAGGGAGAGAAGGAGUAUAAAAACUGUGAACUCGACAAGAACCAGCGUCAGUGCGUGGAAUACGCUCUUAAAGCCCGUCCUCUGAGGAGAUACAUCCCAAAGAACCCAUACCAGUACAAGUUCUGGUAUGUGGUGAACUCCACUGGGUUUGAGUACAUCAUGUUUGUGCUCAUCAUGCUCAACACACUCUGCCUGGCUGUACAGCACUACGGCCAGUCUGCACUCUUUAACUACGUAAUGGAUAUUCUCAAUAUGGUCUUCACUGCUGUAUUCACUGUGGAAAUGGUUCUCAAACUCAUCGCUUUCAAACCCAGGCACUAUUUUGCUGAUGCUUGGAACACAUUUGAUGCCUUAAUUGUUGUCGGUAGUGUCGUCGAUAUCGCUAUCACAGAAGUUAACAAACUUGUAGAGCCAACGGAGACUCCUCAGUUGGAUGAGAUGGGGAACACAGAGGACAGCGCUCGAAUCUCCAUCACUUUUUUUCGUCUGUUUCGAGUCAUGCGGCUGGUCAAACUUCUCAGCAGAGGAGAGGGCAUUCGCACCCUGCUUUGGACUUUUAUUAAAUCCUUCCAGGCUCUGCCAUAUGUUGCUCUUCUGAUAGCCAUGCUGUUCUUCAUCUACGCUGUCAUUGGCAUGCAGGUGUUUGGAAAGAUUGCAAUGGUUGAUGGCACUCACAUUAACAGAAACAACAACUUCCAGACCUUCCCACAGGCCGUGCUGCUUCUCUUCAGGUGUGCCACAGGUGAAGCGUGGCAAGAGAUCAUGUUGGCCUGUAUGCCAGGGAAACUGUGCGACCCAGAGUCUGACUACAACCCCGGGGAGGAGAUGACGUGUGGCAGUGGAUUUGCAAUAGUUUACUUCAUCACUUUCUACAUGCUCUGUGCUUUCUUGAUUAUCAAUUUGUUUGUGGCCGUCAUUAUGGACAACUUUGACUAUCUGACACGUGAUUGGUCCAUUCUUGGUCCUCACCACCUUGAUGAAUUCAAAAGAAUUUGGUCAGAGUAUGACCCUGAGGCAAAAGGCAGAAUUAAACAUCUGGAUGUUGUAACCCUUCUUCGUCGCAUCCAGCCUCCUCUGGGCUUUGGCAAACUGUGUCCUCACAGAGUGGCUUGCAAGAGGCUGGUAGCCAUGAACAUGCCUCUGAACAGUGAUGGUACUGUUAUGUUUAAUGCCACUUUGUUUGCACUGGUGCGGACAGCCCUAAAGAUAAAAACAGAAGGUAAUCUAGAGCAGGCCAAUGAAGAGCUGCGAGCUGUCAUCAAGAAAAUUUGGAAGCGAACCAGCAUGAAGCUGCUGGAUCAAGUGGUGCCUCCUGCUGGUGAUGAUGAGGUAACCGUGGGGAAGUUCUAUGCCACCUUCCUGAUACAGGACUACUUUAGGAAAUUCAAGAAACGUAAAGAGGAAGGCCUGGUGGGUGCACACCCUUCCCAGAACAACACAGCCAUUGCUUUACAGGCUGGCCUUCGCACGCUGCAUGAUAUUGGGCCUGAAAUUCGCCGAGCGAUAUCAUGUGAUCUGCAGGAUGACGAACUAAUAGACUUUAUUCCAGAGGAAGACGAGGAAAUUUAUAGGCGUAAUGGUGGACUCUUUGGUAACCAUCUCAUGAAUGGUGGUCAUCGCCGAUCCAAUGGGCAUCAGACCAAUGCCACUCAGCGCCCUUUGCAAGUGCAGCCUCCACCUCACUAUGCCCACAUGGAACAGCCAGUAGGACGCCUGUCUAGAGCCAAUGCAAUGUCCCAUCCCAACCACCAUCAUCACCACCACCACCAUCAUCACCACCGCCACCACAACUCCUACGGAAAGUCUCCCAAAUCUACCAACAUAAACCUCAACAAUGCCAACGUGUCCAGUCUGCCCAACGGAGGACACCAUCGCUACUACGAACACGCACCUCCCAAUGGCUAUCCAGGUCUACGCAGCUCCUAUUACGAUUACGACAAGCCACGGACACCCCAGGGUCAAAGAAGGCGCUACUAUGAGACCUAUGUUAGGUCCCACAGAGGGGAUGGUCACCAUCCCACCAUCCGAAGGGAGGAGGAGUUUGAUGAAGACCGUUUCUCCGGGGAGUAUUACAGCGGGGAGGAGUUUUAUGAAGAUGACAGUAUGCUGUCAGGGGACAGGUAUCAGAACAGCGACACGGAGUAUGAGACUCCCAAAGGCUACCAUCAUCCUGACAGUUACUACGAUGAUGAUGAGCAGCCUCUCUACCGCGACUCACGGAGGUCACCAAAGAGAAGAUUGCUUCCUGCAACACCUCAAGGUCAUAGAAGGCCAUCCUUCAACUUUGAGUGUCUGCGCAGACAAAGUAGCCAUGAUGAGCUUCCACAUCAGCGUACUGCUCUACCACUGCACCUUAUGCAGCACCAGGUUAUGGCCGUAGCAGGGCUGGACUCUAGCAGAGCCCAUCGCCUCUCCCCAACCCGCUCCACCCGUUCUUGGGCCACGCCCCCUGCCACACCGGCCAGUAAAGACCAGUCACCAUACUACACCCCUCUCAUACGUGUGGAGCACCCACACAGGGAGAGUGUUGUUGGUAGCCAAGUGUCUGUGCGCAAGAGCUCCUGGUACACAGACGAUCCCGAGUUCUCCCAGAGAACGUACUCACCUGUGCACCUGCAGGUUCCUCCGGAGUACCAUAACCAGUACCACCAGAAAAGAGGCAGUGCAACCAGCCUUGUGGAAGCGGUUUUGAUAUCAGAAGGACUUGGGAGAUAUGCCAAGGAUCCCAAGUUUGUCGCUGCCACAAAGCACGAGAUAGCAGAUGCAUGUGAGAUGACGAUAGAUGAGAUGGAGAGUGCAGCCAGCCACCUGCUGAAUGGAGGAAUAUCCCCGGGUAUCAAUGGGGUAAAUGUGUUUCCCCUUCUGACUCCAAGGGACUAUGAACUGCCGGACACCGCAGCCAGCUACAGCGAUGAAGAGCCAGAGACAGAACCCAGAGGUCCUUAUGAGGAGGACCUGGCAGACGAGAUGAUCUGCAUCACAACUUUAUAGCAGAGGCUGAAGGAUUCUGCACAUUAGGACCCUUAUAGAUUUGCUAAAAUUUAAAAAGAAAUGCAUCUGUUGGCUCUGACCCAAAGAAGUGCCUUUAAAGUGAAGAGAAAAGGCAUAGGGAUGAGAGACACACAAGUCCUGUUUGUUUAAUUGUUCUCCACCUGCCAGCCAUGGAGGUCACAGCACAGAGCCAGUUACCAUUCCUGCUGAGCACAGAGGGACAGACUGGAUCUUCCUUCCAAAGGCUUUGACCUGAUGGUAAUAUACAGGUUCUGCCUGCAGCCAGUCAAAGACAAUAAUGCUGAUGCCAGUGAAAGAGAUGGACCGACUGGCAAAGGUGUGAGAUGCUCUAGAGGGUGGGUCUCUAAGGGUGAUGACAAUCAGAUGUUCGAUGUCAUUACCUCAGUCACUUUUUUAAGGUCUGGCAUAUCAUGCAAGUUUUCAAUGCAAGCAUAGAAAGGCAUAUCUCCUCACAUAGUUUUUAGAAUAACUCGAUCCCUUCGUCGUUAGAGCAGAUCGUUUAAAGAUCGCUAGAGCUGAGUGAAAUAGUGAGAUAGAGAGCUGAGUUGCAACAGAUUAUGCAGGAACUAACAGUCCUACUUAUAGCAUCAUUCAACUUGAGAUAUGUACUUUUGAAGCAACAAAAGCAUUUGUGAUAAAUGCACUAGCAGGCAGGUUAUUUUAACACUUUAGAAUAGCCUGAUUAAUAUUUCAUAGUUGAUAUGCUGUAAAUUGUAUUAUAUAACAAAAGAAACUUUGUAAAGAGAUAUUCUAUAUUUUGUAAUUAUGUAUCAUUUAAAAGAUCAGCAAUAUGGACCCUUGUGACUCAUGUUAUACUAUAAAAGCAUACUUGCAUUAUUUUAUUAGGUAAACCGUUCGGAUGUUUAUUUGCCUUUUAUUUUUUUUGCGAAUAUGCACCUUUUAUUUUGCCUAUGACGACAGCAAUCUUUAGAGAUUCUGCUUAUGUGGCGACACUACCGCACAAGAUAUGCUUUGAUUUCUUAGCAUAGGAGUACACGUGUUACUUCAUCAAACCGACAAUGGAGCAUUUUUAGAAGGCAAGCCUCAAGGAUCCAGUGCUGAAAUUUCGCACAGAUGUGACGAACACAUUUGUUUGCAUAUUUUGUGCACGGUAUUUUAAAAUGCAUAGUGCAUUAACAAUGCUGCUUUUUUUAGUUGGCUUCGGAGUCAAACCUAGGUUUUUGUCAGCCCCUACUGAAAUGCCUUUUUGCUGCUGAAAGAACGAAAACUGAUAGAUGGUAAUAACAGGGAUAAAUUAACACUUUUCAAAGCUCAUGCUGGGAAUUUCACUCUUUGUUGGUCAUGGCAGAGUUUCAUUAGACCUUUGUACCGAAUCUUUGCUAUCACAUCUUAGCCUUCAUGCCGGGUGUGGAGAGGGCUGUGGUGGCAGAAGGCACAUGCACACAUCCAAAGGCCGGAAACAGCCCCAACAUGUGUUCUAGGUGAAAGUACUGAGGGUGUCCUGGUGUCAGGAUGCUGCAGAGAGGCAAAGCAAUACUAACCCCCACACCCCCGACCUUUCUCUCUCAGCCUGCCUGGUUCCUGCGUAUAGUAUACCUCGUUAGGCAUUGGUGAAGACAUAUCAUUGUCACAGCUUAUCUGUUUGUCCCAGUGUCCCACAGUGGAUUCGUUGAGAUUAACUAGGGCUGAACUUGGAUUUUAGUGUGACUGUAUGAAAAUGAAUGGCGCUGUGAGGCAAACCCCACGCUGGGUACGUUAAAAUAAAGGAGUAGCUGGAGCCCACAAGUUUAAAAACACAAGGCAACAAAAUAUCUUUUAAUCAUUCAUCAUCCAUUUUUCUCUCACAUAAAGAUACUGGACUAAAUAAAUUAAAGUGGGCUAUUUCAGGCGUUACCAUAGAGCGUUUAAGGGUUAAUGUGACCUGCUGUUGUAGGCGAGUGCAUACUGUACUCUAAUUCAACCGAAUACUGUCAUGAAAAUGUAGGUUUUCCAUUUUGUGUGCACAUUGAAAGGGCUCUUUGAAUUGUUUGUGAGUAAAAAAAAAAUGUGUUGUAGUCCUUUUGUUGAUAACUGUCAUAUAAAAGGACCAAUGCACAUAAAAGGCACAUUGUACUAUUCGUAGCAAUUACAGUACUGAUGAACUGAAGAUAUGCAUUAUUUUGUAAAACACUUUUAAAAGUUGUGUUAAACUAAAGAUUAAAAGAACUUACUUUUACCUCAUGUCAGGGAUUCCUGAAAAAAGAAAAAAAGAAUAUAAUGAUUUGGUUCAGUCUAUACCAAUGGUAUUUAAAUAUUAGCACAUAGCUGUUUGUCUUUGCACAAGUAACUGUAUAGUGCUUUUUGUUUCUCCUUUUUCUAAACAGAUUUGUGUAUUAAGGUGAGACAAUUUUGUACUUUUUGUGACUGUGUGUAUGGUUUAGUGGAAUCUAUAUUUGUCAUUUACACCUCACCUCAUAAUGCUGGGAAUGAAAGAGUAUUAAAAAAUAUUUUCAAGGUGCACUGUUCCUCUGUUUUGCAGGUAGGAGAAAAAAUAAAAUAAAAUCAAGUACCAGUUUACAGAGAAACACAUGUUGAUUUGAACGUUUCUAUUAGUUUUCUUCAUCUUGUUAUGAUUAUAAUUACUAUUACUACUAUUAAUGUUCAGAAAGCUGUAUUAAAAUAGAAGAUAAUGUAAUAUAUGUACAAUAUGGAAAGACCCAUGGUAAUGUUCUCUACUUGAAAGUCUUGAUAUCUGCUCCUUAAUGUUUUUAUUGAGUAAACAUCUUUUCUCUUAGUAGCAAAUGCUUUACUAUAACCCUCUAGGUUUUGUAUCAAUACAUUUUUUGUAUUUUUUUUAUUUUAUUUUGGCCUUGAUUUUAUUUGAAUCGAUACUGAUAUUUUAUUUUCUAUUGAUCAUCAUUGAAUAAACUUAUGCUGAAAUGCUGUUCUAA